AUGAAUUCAAACUCAAACAAAAAGUCGGAUGCUUUCGAUGGUCUUUUAGACUUUAAUGGAAAUUCUGAUAAAACUUUAUUCGAUUUAGACGGUCAGAGAAGGCAGCAACAGCAGGGAAACCAGUUGCUAAAGGACCAGCCGCAGCAACAACCACAGCACAACCAACAGACACACGAUAUUAAUUGGAAUGGUUUGGAUUUCUUGGGUGGCACUAGUACUAGUACUGGCACUAGUAGCAACACCACCACCACCACCACUAAUAACAACCUCUCAAACAACCUCCUCGGUGACGAUACCCUUGUCGAUGGCUUUAAUGACUUUAGCGUCCUUGAUUCCUCUAAGUCUCUUUCAAUCAACUCCCCUUCCAAUAAUCCUGACGAUUUCGAUAUCCUCGGUGAUCUCGCUAAGCCUGUACACAGUCACCCACCUGAGACACACUCUUUACCAAAAAAAUCCUCAUCUCCACCCCCUCACCUUAUCGGUCAGCUCGUUGAGAUGGGUUUUAGCGCUUUAGAUGCCAAUCACGCUCUUAAAAGCGCAAAUUUUGAUGUCUCAGCUGCAGCUACCAUCCUUAUUAGUCACUCUAAUGCUAAUCAACAAAUUGAUACACCACAAGAACCUCCUGAUACCCACAAACCCAAAUCUCAACCACCUAAACAAACCCAACACUCCCCUCAAUUACCUCAAUCUGACCAACUACUUCAACAAGCUUCCACGAUCGGUAACGAUCUCUUCUCUAAAGCUUCUUCUUACUGGUCUGUUGGGAAGAACAUGGCUCAAAAAGCUUUAGAAGAUCAACGUUUGCGCGUAAAUCAGCAACAAUCUGAUCAAGAUCGUUUAAGAAAAGCCAAUGAGAAGCGGGAGUAUGAAGAACGAAAAAGACGUUGGGAGGAAGGAGAGUCUAGUGGUUUCAAAGAUGAUGAUAUACCUGUACAACAGAGUUCAUUUCUACCAACCAAGAUGCAACAAUCUCAGCAGCCCGAGCAACGUGAGCAGAGUUCUCAGCAACCGUCUAGACAGUCUUCACAACAAUCUUCUGGCAGUCUACUCGAUGCAUUUAAACCCAAGUCCUAUGUAUCUCCAGCGAGACAUGCCGUUCGCAGUCGCACAGGUACGCCCGUAGCAGCAGAACCAAGAACACCGACAAAACCACCGAUAACAUCACCUAAACCAAAAAAAUCACGUGUGAAUCCUCCUGUAUCACAAGCAGCAUUGGAUCAAUCAGCUGCUUUGCGCAUUCAAGGGAAUGAAGCAUUCAAGUUAGGAUCAUAUGCUCAAGCUGUUGAGUUGUAUGAGCAAGCAGCGUCGGUUAUACCUCCCAACCACAUACGCUGUGCUGUAAUCAAUACUAAUCUUGCCGCUACGCACGUGAAGAAUGGUGAUGGUGAUGGUGGAGUUAAAGCUGCGUCAAGUGCAAUUUCGAUCGUAAAUCAAGAUUAUGAACCUAGUGAUGGUGUUAAUGUGUUAGAAACAGUCGCCAAAGCAUACAGAUCUCGUGCAUCUAGUUAUGAAAUGAACGAAAAACAUACAGAUGCACAAGAUGAUUAUGAAAAGCUGAUAAGCAUAUCAACUAAACUUGCAAGUAUACAGAAUCAAGCCAUAGAAGGGCUUAGACGGGUUAAAGAAGCUCAACAGCCGAAGAAAAGGAUGAAUACACCCACCAACACCAACACCAAAAACAACACAAUCAAAGCAGCUGGUGAAAAGGCCGCAAAAGCAGCACUUGAGCGUUCAAAAGCUGCAUCGUUACAGGAAGCAGCGGAGGAUUCAGAAAGGCAUGCACUGAAAGAUGGAGUUGAUGCACAACUACUACAAUGGAAAGCGGGUAAAGUGGAUAACAUACGUGCACUGCUAUCAUCAGUAGAUACAAUACUCUGGCCAGAACUCGGACUGAAGAAGUUUGGUAUGCAUGAGUUGGUUAGUGAUGCAUCUGUGAAAAAGGUUUACAUGCGUACGGUGUCUAAAGUGCAUCCAGACAAGAUAAACACCAAAACUAGUUCAUUGGAACAGCGAAUGAUAGCACAAGGAGUGUUCGCAACACUAAAUGAAGCAUACAACAAGCAUCGAUAA
Messenger RNA from Wallemia ichthyophaga EXF-994, 2070 nucleotides. RefSeq names its product UBA domain-containing protein 7. The coding region runs from base 1 to 2070 and encodes 689 amino acids. NCBI's taxonomy places the organism in Eukaryota, Fungi, Basidiomycota, Wallemiomycetes, Wallemiales, Wallemiaceae. Gene Ontology annotation, molecular function: clathrin binding. The record is from RefSeq and is a predicted model, not a curated record. The transcript has 2 exons. Gene Ontology annotation, cellular component: vesicle; intracellular membrane-bounded organelle; cytoplasm. Gene Ontology annotation, biological process: clathrin coat disassembly; clathrin-dependent endocytosis.